UGGUGGCAGCUAUUAUAGUUGUUGAUAAGUAAUUGCUAAAUGGCGGAAAUGAUCGGACCGAGGUUGUACAGUUGCUGCAAUUGCAGAAACCAAAUUGCCCUUCACGAUGAUGUUAUAUCCAAGUCCUUUCAGGGGAGAAACGGUCGGGCCUUUUUGUUCUCCCAUGCAAUGAACAUAAUGAUUGGUCCUAAAGAGGAUAGACAAUUGAUGACUGGUCUUCACACGGUUGCUGAUGUCUACUGCUGUGAUUGCCGUGAGGUGUUGGGCUGGAAAUACGAGCGAGCUUACGAGGAGACACAGAAGUACAAGGAAGGGAAAUUCAUUCUCGAGAAGUCGAAAAUUGUCAACGAGAACUGGUAGUGUUACCCAUGUUUUUUCUUUUCUGGAUGAUCCUCCUGAUUAUCUACCUAGUAGAUGGAUGCCUUUCAAUGUUUUUCUUCUUCUCAAUCAAAAAAAUAUUCUGUUCC
Hibiscus syriacus is the source of this 467-nucleotide messenger RNA. Its product is annotated as protein yippee-like At4g27745. The transcript has 2 exons. Lineage: Eukaryota; Viridiplantae; Streptophyta; Magnoliopsida; Malvales; Malvaceae. Bases 40 to 360 code for a protein of 106 amino acids. The record is from RefSeq and is a predicted model, not a curated record.